Messenger RNA from Haemonchus placei, 930 nucleotides. The record is from the annotation of a GenBank genome assembly. Lineage: Eukaryota; Metazoa; Nematoda; Chromadorea; Rhabditida; Trichostrongylidae.
CUUGGAUCGCAAGGCCCAGCUCCAGCUGCCUCCUCGUACAGCUCUGGCCCACCGAAACGUCUUUUUGCCGGUACAUCUUUUUUUAGCUUUAUGCGCAGAAGCUCUGGUUUUCAUCAGAAUAAAACGGAAGGCUCUAUCAAGUUGAACAUACCGAAUCUUUCCAAUCUACGUGCGAAGGUCAACACAUCGUUCCAUCAUAUCGCCAAUUUACCUUGGCGUUUGGCUGCGAAGACAGAGUGCACAAAGCGAACAUCACAUGUGAAGUUCUUCUCUGUGUAUAUCGACUGUAAUCCCGAGAGUGAAAGCACGUUAUGGUCGUGUGAUGCUGUUGUCGAGUUCCGUUUGCUUUCGCAACGUCCCGAUGUGCCUCAUUUUUCACGACAGGUGAGUUUUCAUGAAAUGUAUGCCAGUCCAGCGCGAACAUUUACCUUUGCUUUGCAUUUGUUAGUUCCACAUGCAGCCCGAAUGUGCUAUUACAUUGCACGUUUAUUUCAGUAUCUCUCGUUGUACUCGCCAGUGUUCUAUGCACUGUUCUUCGGUAAAUUCAGUGAAAGGGAUAAAAGAGAAAUUCCUGUAGAAGAUGUUAUAUUGGACGAGUUCAUCGAGCUUCUCAACGUCGUCUAUCCCAGCCACAAGCCAAUCUCCACUGACAACGUGGAGUUCCUUCUGGAAUUGGGCGACAAAUUUGAGAUACAGUUUGUAAUUGACGAAUGUGAACGUUACCUUAUUUCCACUGAAGACAUUCCUAUCGUUACGAAGCUUGUCUGGGCAGAUCAAUAUUGUCUAGCGAAGCUGCAGGACGCAUGUGUUCGUACGUUCAAAUGUGUCAACGAUAUCAAGGCAUUGAAACUUACCGAAGAAUACAAAAAUCUCAGCGAUACUACAAAAGCAGCAUUAUUAGAGAAGAUAUUCAAAAUAUUGAAGGAUUAA